GCACAAAAAACGACAUAACACACUAAAGGAAAGAGGAAAAGCACAAUAGGUCCUCUUUAAUAUUAUGCUGACAUUAUACUACUAUAUUAACAUUAUACUUUUUUUAUUUAAUGUUAUAAUAUUAUACUAAUUUGAAUGAUGUAGAUUGAGCCACAACCAGGAUGCUAGUGCCAUCCCAAAUUUGGAUUAUUUAAGAGGCUGAAGUCAGGCUGAGUUGCAUCAAAAAAAAAAGUGGUCUCCUGGAUUUGAAUACUCCACUUACGUAUGAAGUGCUGCAACCAGCAGAUAUACAGCAUGUAGAUAUGAAUGAAUGGAAUGUUUAAUCUGACUUUAGGCCACCUACAUUGACAUUCUACACAGUGCUACUACAAGCCCAGCCCCUCAAGCCUGAGAAUGAAACUGAUUGCAUCAACAUUGACUCUCUAACCUCUGUCCUGUGAUAAGGUGUGCACUGCUGUAUUCUGCGUCUCAGGUUUCAAGAGUGUUCCUGCAUCCUGUAGUUGUUUUUUCUCCACAAAGCAGAGUCGGCGUGGAUGGACACAUACAGCACAGCUGUGACAGGUAGAACGAAUUGACGGUGUUGCAUUUGGAGCGACAAAGAAAAGACUUAUGAAGAAUGAACAACAGCCACCACCAGGAAACGUCACCAGACAUACAGGAAACCCAGUUUGGGAGUCCUGCCCUGUCCAAACAGAGGAGGGUCAUCCACUUCUCCAGCGGCGAAACCCUGGAGGAGGAAGACAGCGAAGAGGAGGAGGAAGAGGAGCAGUCGUCAAACAGGCCUCCCUUCAGAGAACCUGCAGAGAAGACUAGGUUGUCCUUCAAGAGUGUGGCCUUUCUACUUGGGAGGAUUUCACUGCUGACUUGCGAUUUCCUUGGCGAGAGACUAGCCGGUGCCCUAGGACUGAACGCAGCCAAGUACCAGUAUGCCAUAGAUCAACAUCAUCGGGACCACAAGACAACAAGCAGCCGAGCCACAGACGACCUCACGGGAGGACAGGCAGAGUCGAUCCACCUCUCUCCUGGACCGGACGGGAGUCAUUACGGAGCUGCAGGAGGAUCACGAUGCCCUGCUGGUUCCCAGGAGAGCUGUAAUGAUGAGAAACAUAUGGACAGAAGUGAGGGACGUUACAACAGAGCCUAUCAAGCAGAUGAGGACUACUUUAAAUAAAACAACAACAAAAAAAGAUGAAAAGCAAAGGAAUGUG
This is a messenger RNA of Sebastes umbrosus (honeycomb rockfish), 1208 nucleotides long. RefSeq names its product protein FAM177A1. Lineage: Eukaryota; Metazoa; Chordata; Actinopteri; Perciformes; Sebastidae. The transcript is spliced from 5 exons. The record is from RefSeq and is a predicted model, not a curated record. The coding region runs from base 617 to 1171 and encodes 184 amino acids.